This is a messenger RNA of Mustela lutreola (European mink), 2715 nucleotides long. RefSeq names its product SMG9 nonsense mediated mRNA decay factor (gene SMG9). The transcript is spliced from 14 exons. NCBI's taxonomy places the organism in Eukaryota, Metazoa, Chordata, Mammalia, Carnivora, Mustelidae. The coding region runs from base 611 to 2236 and encodes 541 amino acids. The record is from RefSeq and is a predicted model, not a curated record. Gene Ontology annotation, biological process: nuclear-transcribed mRNA catabolic process, nonsense-mediated decay.
GUCCCAACGAGAACGUGUAAAGAGAAACUUAAGUUUUGGGAAAACGCUCGCCAGAGGGUCUGCAAACAGACCCUAUAUGCCCAGGAGGUCCUCCAAAUACUGUGUAAAAAGAAACUUAAGUUGUAGGGUUCCCCAUAAGAGGUUUGCAAGCAGGUGCCUAAUUAAGGGGGAUGCCCUCUGAGUAAUCGAUAGACUCAUAAGUUCUUGGGGGGGGUACCCCGUAUACAAACUUGUAAAUAUACGUGUUUGAGUGUCAGAGAGCCCUCAGAAAAAUAGUGUGAAUCGGCCCUUAGGUUCGGGGGGUGGGCGGGCAUAAAUAUGGGGUUAGGAAUUAGGAGUUUGCCAAUAGACACUUGGGUUCUGGGAGAGUCCCGGAAAGGGUCAUGUGGAGAAAUGCACUAGUGCUGACGAAGCUGCCCGGAGAAUGCCUAGUUAGAUUCCUGGCAUCUGCGAGGUGUCCGUCAGAGUCCUGUGAACACAGACUGGCUUCAGGCAUUUUGGGAGAAUCCUCAAAGGAGCCUGGAAAUAUUGGGGGUCCCCACAUUGCAUGUAGGUGGACUCAAAUUCUGGGGAGCUCCCCCAAAGAGCUGUCAAGCAGACGCAGGCAACCAUGUCUGAGUCUGGCCACAGUCAGCCUGGGCUCUAUGGGAUAGAGAGGCGGCGACGGUGGAAGGAGCCUGGCCCUGGUGGCCCCCAGAACCUCUCUGGGCCUGGUGGUCGGGAGAGGGACUACAUUGCCCCAUGGGAGAGAGAGAGACGGGAUGGCAGCGAAGAGACCAGCUCAUCGGUCAUGCAGAAAACCCCCAUCAUCCUCUCAAAACCUCCAGCAGAGCGGUCAAAGCAGCCACCACCUCCAGCAGCCCCUGCUGCCCCACCUGCCCCAGCCCCUCUGGAGAAGCCCAUCGUCCUCAUGAAGCCGCGGGAAGAGGGGAAAGGGCCUGCGGCUGCAACAAAUGCCUCCACCCCCGAGGGCACUGCCCCCGCGCCCCCUGCAGCCCCUGCACCACCCAAGGGAGAAAAGGAGGGGCAGAGGCCUACACAGCCUGUGUACCAGAUCCAGAACCGAGGCAUGGGCACUGCCGCACCAGCAGCCAUGGACCCGGUCGUGGGCCAGGCCAAACUACUGCCCCCAGAACGCAUGAAGCACAGCAUCAAGCUGGUGGACGACCAGAUGAAUUGGUGUGACAGCGCCAUUGAGUACCUGUUGGAUCAGACUGACGUGUUGGUGGUUGGUGUCCUGGGCCUCCAGGGGACAGGCAAGUCCAUGGUCAUGUCACUAUUGUCGGCCAAUACUCCUGAGGAGGACCAGAGGGCAUAUGUUUUCCGGGCCCAGAGUGCUGAAAUGAAGGAACGUGGGGGCAACCAGACCAGUGGCAUCGACUUCUUUAUUACCCAAGAGCGGAUCGUUUUCCUGGACACACAGCCCAUCCUGAGUCCCUCCAUCUUGGACCACCUUAUCAACAAUGACCGCAAGCUGCCGCCGGAGUACAACCUGCCCCACACCUACGUUGAGAUGCAGUCACUCCAGAUUGCUGCUUUCCUCUUCACGGUCUGCCAUGUGGUGAUCGUCGUCCAGGACUGGUUCACAGACCUCAGCCUGUACAGGUUCCUCCAGACAGCCGAGAUGGUGAAGCCGUCCACCCCGUCCCCCAGCCAUGAGUCCAGCAGCUCCUCAGGCUCCGAUGAAGGCACUGAGUACUACCCCCACCUGGUCUUCCUGCAGAACAAAGCUCGUCGAGAAGACUUCUGUCCUCGAAAGCUGCGACAGAUGCACCUGAUGAUUGACCAGCUCAUGGCUCACUCGCACUUACGUUACAAGGGUACCCUGUCCAUGCUACAGUGCAAUGUCUUCCCUGGGCUCCCACCUGACUUCCUGGACUCUGAGGUCAACUUGUUCCUGGUGCCCUUCAUGGACAGCGAAGCAGAGAGUGAAAACCCACCAAGGGCAGGACCCGGCUCCAGCCCGCUCUUCUCCCUGCUCCCUGGGUACCGGGGCCACCCCAGUUUCCAGUCCUUGGUGAGCAAGCUCCGGAGCCAAGUGAUGUCCAUGGCCCGGCCACAGCUGUCACACACAAUCCUCACUGAGAAGAACUGCUGGCUUUCCUACCUGCUCUCACAGAGCCCCGAGCCUCCCCAGCCCCAACUCUAUGUGACUGUGUCCGGAGCCCACAGCAGGUCUGCAUCUCAGGUCGGCAUCAUCUCGUUUCCAGGAGCCACACAUUUGAGAGGGAACUAGCUUGGCCUUGGUGCAGCCUCUAGCGUGGCUCCCCUGGGUCUGUGGUCAGCUGGGGCCAGAAGGGGUUCUGGGGAGCACACACAGCAGCACAGCCAUUCAGGGGUGGGGACAGGGAGCUCUGUUCCUCUCACUGUCAGUGGCAGAGCCCAGGGAGGCAAGGGUCACGUAGCUGUUAACAACUAACUGUUGUAAGACUCUGGAGGGAGUUCACAGAGGCCAACACUGUGUGGGGUGGGGCGACUCGGAGUUGGACUCGGAAUUGGGGCUUGAGGCCUGGGUUCCAGACCAGGCACCCUCAGUGUGGCUCACCCGGGGUGAGCCUGGCCAGUCCCAUCAGCAUUGCUGUCUUCCAUGUGUCCGGGCCGCGGAGGUUCUGGUCUCAGGGUGUGCAGGUCGUAUGCAGUGCCUGCUUUCCCACCCGGCAAGGUCAGUGCAAGGCUGACAGGCCGCAGCCGGGGCAGCUGACUGCUGACCUCCUC